Molecule: messenger RNA, 3598 nt
Organism: Osmerus eperlanus (European smelt)
Lineage: Eukaryota; Metazoa; Chordata; Actinopteri; Osmeriformes; Osmeridae
Gene: tbk1
Product: TANK-binding kinase 1
Exons: 21
Coding region: 419-2602 (727 amino acids)
Biological process (GO): peptidyl-serine phosphorylation
Cellular component (GO): cytoplasm
Molecular function (GO): protein serine/threonine kinase activity; ATP binding; protein binding
Source: RefSeq, a predicted model, not a curated record
AAGCGAAAGAGAUAAAUUAUUUUCCUUGCUAGCGUGUUAGACAUACAUUUUGUCAAGCGCUAAAUGAUGUUGAUGUUCAUGUAAUGUUUGUGCAAAAUAAAACAGACAUCGAAUAUAUGAAAAUAUAACAUUAAGCUAGCUCUAGAUAGGUUCAUGCGUAGCUUGUGUGCGUAAUCAAUAUAGUACGUGUAAUGUAAGGAAAAUGACAAGAGCCACCUAACUGCGAUUAUUUUGUUCUGAAUAACAGCGAUAACGUGUCCUUACGAGCGUUUUGUACGAGCUUUUUUGUUCGUACGUUGGCGAGUGGGAAUUUCCCCACUGUGUGCCUUGACGUCAUCCUGAAAUCAGCGGUAUCAAGGCAGUUUAUCAUUCUUAACGUCUUUAGGCUACCAAAUAGAAAGGAUUCGCCAAAGUAAAAAUGCAGAGCACUGCCAACUACCUGUGGCUCAUCUCGGAUCUUCUCGGGCAAGGGGCUACAGCAAAUGUGUACCGUGGUAGGCACAAGAAAACAGGGGACCUUUAUGCCGUCAAAGUCUUCAAUAAUCUCAGCUUUCUGAGGCCUCUGGACGUCCAAAUGAGGGAGUUCGAGGUUCUGAAGAAACUCAACCACAAGAACAUUGUCAAACUCUUUGCUGUGGAAGAGGAGUCUAACACACGUCACAAAGUCCUGGUUAUGGAGUACUGUCCCUGUGGGAGUCUCUACACAGUUCUGGAGGAGUCUUCCAAUGCCUACGGACUACCAGAGGACGAGUUUCUCAUCGUGCUGCAGGAUGUAGUGGCAGGCAUGAACCACCUGAGGGAGUACGGCAUCGUGCACCGCGACAUCAAGCCAGGGAACAUCAUGCGUGUGAUCGGCGAGGACGGGAGGUCCGUCUACAAGCUCACAGACUUCGGAGCCGCCAGGGAGCUGGACGACGAUGAGCAGUUCGUCUCUCUCUACGGGACCGAGGAGUACUUGCACCCUGACAUGUACGAGCGGGCUGUGCUGAGGAAGGACCACCAGAAGAAGUACGGGGCCACAGUAGACCUGUGGAGCAUCGGUGUCACCUUCUACCACGCCGCCACAGGCAGCCUCCCAUUCCGACCCUACGAGGGGCCCCGCAGGAACAAGGAAGUGAUGUAUAAGAUCAUCACAGAGAAACCUUCCGGAACCAUCUCUGGCCAGCAGAAGUUCGAGAACGGCAAGAUUGAGUGGAGCACUGAGAUGCCUGUUUCUUGUAGCCUCUCCAAGGGCCUGCAGAGCCUUCUGACCCCGGUGCUGGCUAACAUCCUGGAGGCUGACCAGGAGAAGUGCUGGGGCUUCGACCAGUUCUUCGCCGAGACCAGCGACAUCCUCCAUCGCUGCGUUGUCUAUUUGUUCAGCCUGCAGCAGGCCACCCUCCACCACGUCUACAUCCACGAGUACAACACGGCGACACUGUUCCAGGAGCUUCUCUCACGGAGGACCAGCAUCCCCCCUCACCACCAGGAGCUGAUAUACGAGGGCCGCAGGCUGGUGCUGGAUCCAAACCGCCAGGCCCAGACCUUCCCCCGGACCACCCGGGACAACCCCAUCAUGCUGAUCAGCUCAGAAUGUGCGGCCACGGUGGGACUCAUCUUCGAAGAUCCGAGCCCUCCCAAAGUCCAGCCUCGCUAUGACCUGGAUCUGGACGCCAGCUAUGCCAAGACCUUUGCAGGUGACGUGGGCCACCUGUGGAAGACCUCCGAGUCCCUCUUGGUCUACCAGGAGCUGGUUCGCAAAGGAGUCCGCGGCCUGAUUGAGAUGAUGAAGGAAGAAUACAGUGAGAUAGUACACAAGAAGUCUGAAGUCAUUCACCUGUGCAACUACUGCAACCAGAUCCUGGAACGGACGGAGCAGCUGUGUGAGGUCCUGAUGCAGGCCACCAUGCUGUCGUCAGAAUACGACGAGAUCUCAGACAUGCGCAAGAAAGUCAUGAGAAUCUCUGGGUCUUUGGAACCCCUGGAGAGGACUACACAGGAGAUCAAGAGCAAGUUCAUGCCAGGGGGUCUGUUGACCGACACCUGGAUCCAGCAAGUUGGCACCCACCCUGGGGACAGAAAUGUGGAGAAGAUCAAAGUGCUGUUAGAUGCCAUCACCGCCAUCUACCACCAGUUCAAGAAGGACAAGGCAGAGAGACGUCUACCUUACAACGAAGAACAGAUCCAUAAAUUUGACAAACAGAAGCUGGUUCUCCACGCCACCCGGGCCAGGACUCUGUUCACUGAGGAGUGCGCCAUGAAGUACCGCCUCUUCAUCUCCAAGAGCGAGGAGUGGAUGAGAAAGGUCCAUCACGUGAGGAAGCAGCUGGUCGGCCUGUCCACUCAGUUCAACAGCAUUGAGAAAGACGUGUCCAUGGUGAUGGAGCGAGUCAUCAAGCUCCAGGAGCAGCUACCUCAGAAGGUGAUGCCUCUGGCAUCUGGUGGGAUCAAGCCCCAGGCCUACCUCAGCCAGAGCACCCUGGUGGAGAUGACCUUGGGGAUGAAGAAACUGAAAGAGGAAAUGGAGGGGGUUGUGAAAGAACUGGCAGAGAACAACCACUUCCUGGAAAGGUUUGGCACUUUGACACUGGAUGGGGGAUUGAGGAAUGUUGACCGUAUUUGAGACCCAAGCAAUCCCUUGUCUCUAUUCCACUACUCCCAACAACUUGGGAAAACAUGGGAGGUGAAGGUUAUGCAAUCGAUUGCCAAUUCUAUACAUAAAUAUAAAUGAUUGUGUAUAUAUUUUCUUUUGUUGUAAAUAGGUUCUAAGACUGUAAGAAGGGUUUAAUUGUAUUUUCUAUGGGCUUCCCUCCCGCUCCAACCCCACCCAUAAGCAGUUUCUGUUGAUCCGGUCACAAGAGAAACAUACUGUAAUUCCUUCGGUUGCUUCUUCCCUUCCUUAGUUUUUCAACCAUUUCUUAAUGUCAUUACUGCAGAGCGUUGUCAUGACGCCAUAUUAGUUGUUAGUUUUUUUUUUACUCACACAGAGAUGUAUUUAUAUCUCAGUGUGUGUGUGUGUGUGUAUUUAUAUAUAUACAUAUAUAUACAUAUAUAAAUACAUAUAUAUAUACAUAUAUGUAUAUAUAUAAUUCACACAAUUCUUAUUUGUAUUUUCUUACUACAUUAAAAAAAAAAAUCAUUAUUAUCUACAGGAUACAGCACCCCAAGUGUAAAUCUUAAACCUUGAUCAGAGUUCUAUUCAGAUCCAUUCUACAUGUUCUCUAUCGUAUUUAUGUGUAAUGAUUGAAAACCAUCCUUUUUGUUGGCUUUGGAACACAACCGCCAACCCCCCCCCCCUCUCCACAGUAAAAUCUGUAGUAUCGAAGUACUUACCCUUUUUACGCUUCAAUCAGAUGUGUUUACAGUGCAACAUCAGUUGUUACCAUGGGCCUUACACAGACAAGUCUGUGAACCAUCUGUGAACAAAAAGACUCAAAUGCGUCACACUUAGCAUUGCCACGCUCCUCGUGAAUGGCUUUUUGAAAAUGUCGGUCAGAAAAAACAGGGAAGACCUUUCACACUCUAUUAAAGCUAUAAUCGUUUGUUUUGUUGAUAAUCAUGCAAAAUGACAGGAGGUGGACUGUGUUAUAAAAUCUGUAGAUAAACAAGUAUAUUAUCA